This is a messenger RNA of Pelmatolapia mariae (spotted tilapia), 3835 nucleotides long. RefSeq names its product phagosome assembly factor 1 (gene phaf1). The transcript is spliced from 16 exons. The record is from RefSeq and is a predicted model, not a curated record. Gene Ontology annotation, cellular component: trans-Golgi network; dendrite; synaptic vesicle membrane. NCBI's taxonomy places the organism in Eukaryota, Metazoa, Chordata, Actinopteri, Cichliformes, Cichlidae. Gene Ontology annotation, biological process: Golgi to plasma membrane protein transport. Bases 1188 to 2525 code for a protein of 445 amino acids.
AGGAAGUUGAAUUAUCAGCUGAUCCUACUGGCUGUUGUUGAUGCCUGAAGUUGCUGUUGUUUGGACGCCGUGUCGCUCUUAUCAGGUCCUGACAUUGAAGACACGUUAAAGCGCAGAAAGGGACACGGUGGGCAUUUACCGGUCGACGAGCUUAUGAGUGACACGGAAAGCGUCUCCGCGCGAGUACUUGGGAAUUUGCGCACGAGCGACGAAGAGCUAGCGCUCGAGCUUAAAGCUUCGCUGAAACGAAAAAAGAAAAACAGCAGAGACAGCCGACGGCUCGGCGUGCUGUCUUUUGUUUAUGUCGUGUCAGUUUGAACCGUGAUAUUCAUCAUUUCUGUCUUGACUUUGAGAGUUUUUUUACGUUAUUUAUAUUUAUACUUGAUUGAAAAUAAUCCAACGGGGCAGCUAGCUCGUCCGCUAAUGUUAGCUCGUAGCGCGAAGAAAAGCAGUCUUGUUGACAAGAUUUGAUGCUUUCGUAACCGCCCAACUGUGACAGAUGAUAAACAUAACGGGCGGAAACAGCUGAGUUUGAAAGCGCUAUUUUCGUGCCUGCGUAUUAGUUUGUUGUGUUUUAACCUGUCUGCCACUGGAUCCAGUGCUCUGUUAGGAAACACGGCACCACAGAAGUUCAUGUUUAGUUACUGAAUCGAAGCCUGUUGGAGACAUUUGUGGCUGUCGGACAAGUUUCUGAUUAAACUCAGUGGAUUAGUUUUUUAAUCCUCAUCGAUUUAUUUAAAAACACACAAACAAGCAGUCAGCUAGUUGACAGCUGGCCUUGUGCGUUUUAGGUUUGCUAAACGUUGCGUAAUUUAUGUUCAAGCUGGCAGCCAAUGUUGGGCAACUUGUUAAAUUCCAAGUUAAAACUUGUGCGUUUUAGGAACGUUUGUGUGCUUUGUAUGUGAUUUUAAGGCCCGUUUACUUUCUCUUCUUUGGUACCAUUUUAAUGUCAAGGACGUAUGACAUGAGAUAAAAAGGACACGUUUACUGUAACGCGCAGACCGAGUGGCUGUUCUGAUUCUCAUGAAUUUGAUAGCUUUGGAGAAAUAAUAAGAGUUAUGAUUUAAAGUAGCCGUCGGAAAUCCUGUGGGAAAGUACUGUGUUCAGCCGCGAGAGAGAGAGAGAGGGUCCCUCACAGGAUCCCAUCGUGUCUUGAGGUGAGGUGAGCUGCCCCCCACUACUUGCCAAUGCUGGAUCUGGAAGUGGUGCCUGAGAGAUCACUAGGAAAUGAGCAAUGGGAAUUCGCCUUAGGGAUGCCAUUUUCCCAGGCCAUCUCUAUCCUUCAGAAACACUGCCGCAUCAUCAAAAAUGUCCAGGUGCUAUACAGUGAACAGACACCACUCAGCCAUGACCUCAUACUGAACUUGACUCAGGAUGGGAUUAAACUGCUGUUUGAUGCCACAAAUCAGAGACUCAAGGUGAUUGAAGUGUAUGACCUGAGCAAAGUCAAGUUGAAAUACUGUGGAGUCCAUUUCAACUCUCAGACCAUUGCCCCCACGAUAGAGCAAAUAGACCAGUCAUUUGGCGCUACACACCCUGGAGUUUACAAUGCUGCAGAGCAGUUGUUCCAUCUCAACUUUCGGGGACUGUCCUUCUCUUUUCAACUGGACUCAUGGAAUGAAGCUCCAAAAUAUGAGAGACCUUUAGUAUCUACCAGUCCUGUACUACUUCCAGCUGUUUUGCCUUGGCAGCCUAACUUUGCCAUGGGUUUGGCCUCCCUGCAGAUUCCACAUGGGGCAAUGGUCAAGAGGAUGCACAUCUACACUGGCAACAACCUGCAGGAAACAAGAGCUCCUGCAAUGCCAUUGGCUUGUUUCCUCGGUAACAUUUAUGCAGAGUGUGUGGAUGUCCUGAGGGAUCGGGCGGGCCCUCUGGGGCUCAGGCUCCGCCUUCUCACUGCAGGUUGUGGUCUCGGUGUGAUGACUGAUAGUAAAAUCAAGUCCCUCGAGAGGAGCAUCUACUUUGGAGAUUCCUGUCAGGAUGUGCUCGGUGCUCUGGGCUCCCCACAUAAAGUUUUCUACAAAUCUGAGGACAAGAUGAAGAUCCACUCUCCGUCACCACAUAAGCAGGUCCCAUCUAAAUGUAACGACUACUUCUUCAACUAUUUUACCCUGGGAGUGGAUAUUCUGUUUGACUCGACAACUCACCUGGUUAAGAAGUUUGUUCUCCAUACCAACUACCCUGGACAUUACAACUUUAAUAUAUAUCAUCGGUGUGACUUUAAGAUUCCACUUGUCAUCAAAAAAGAGGGAGCAGACUCUCAGACUGAGGACUGCAUCUUAACUACUUACAGCAAGUGGGAUCAAAUCCAAGAACUGCUCGGCCAUCCAAUGGAAAAACCUGUAGUGCUGCACAGGUCUUCAUCGGCCAAUAACACAAAUCCUUUCGGCUCUACGUUCUGCUUCGGACUGCAGAGGAUGAUCUUUGAGGUGAUGCAGAAUAACCACAUAGCAUCGGUAACCCUCUACGGUGCUCCACGCACGACCAGUCACGCCCGACCCGAGUCCAGCAGUAGUUCCCACUAAACAAGUAACCGCAACCACAUCCCGUUUUGGCCUGUCGUGAAUCCAGUACUUCUACUGACUGACUUUCUAAUCCAGAGCCAGAUUCUUAACCAAGCAGACCUAACCGAACAAAGUUACUCUUACCCAGCUCAGAUGCUAACAGAGAAACAACUAAAAUCAGACACGGCAUUUACCAACUCUUCCUGUUGGAUACUAAGACUCAUUCUUCCAAUCCGGCACACCCAUCUAGCACAGCUAAACCAACUCUAUCCCGGGACAUCCGAGAUCCAGUCACACAGUCUCUGUGCUGGAGCAUGGAGCGUUUUAUCUCGGUUAGUCCAACGGUCCCAGUGGUGCUGCGUUGUGGUAGAGCUCGACCGUUUCCUUUCCAUCCUUACGAUGCUUUCACCCCGGACCACCGGGGGAAAAAAGCUUGUCCAGACUCUAAGCUGGCGCCAGUUUAUUUAUCAGCAGCCUCCGUACCGUUGUGGUGGUGGGACAGUUGGCGUUUGAAUUCACCUGCUGCAAAUCUCAAGUUAUUUAACAUCAGCGUAAUAAUAUCGCAGCUGGAAGCUGCUGUGGCCAGAGUCUGGAAACAAAGUGUAUCACGUCAAACAACCACAACCAGCAAACCAGUACCGCCAGUCUUCCUGCCUCAGCUUCAGAACGGCUUCCAAACUACAAAAAAACCAAACCAGUUCAGUCCAACCGAGAGCCGUCAGAGCCAAAAUGCAGUGAAAGCUGCAGAGGACUUUAACCAAAAACACGAGAAUCCCAAUUUUGUCACACAAGACAAAGACCGCUCGCUCUCAGGGUUCGGACGGAGACGUCCUCCUGAACAUAACCCGCUUGAUGUCCCGCCCAGUUGAACCAGAUGUGACCAGAAAGAAAAUCCUCCCUGUUGUCUUCUUAUUCUUCCUUCAACUUUGCUCAGCGGCGCCCGCCAACACACACAGACACACACACAGGCAAACAAAGCACACUCAACAGCACGACUGCUGUUACGUCUCCCUGCACGGACACGGUGACAGAAAUGAGCAUCUGCAUGUGGUGUGAGGCUAAUUUUUAAAAAUGACAUUUCAAUUUGUGUUAAUUUAAGCUUGCACAAACACACACAGCAUCCUUUCAUUACUAAACGCAUGUAUUCCUGAUACAUGAAAGCUGGUUUUAGCCGUUUAAUCGUGAAGCAGACUGACAUGCAGGAAUGACACGAGAAUCUUUGCAUGGACUCUUGUGCAGCGAGAGGAGACUUACUACAAGCACAAACUGACGCCCGUUUCCUUUGAUUGGUUGCAUCUUCUUGCAUGUUGUGAGGGGUGUAGAGUCGCCAC